Messenger RNA from Anopheles coustani, 2212 nucleotides. RefSeq names its product protein crooked neck (gene crn). The transcript is spliced from 2 exons. NCBI's taxonomy places the organism in Eukaryota, Metazoa, Arthropoda, Insecta, Diptera, Culicidae. The record is from RefSeq and is a predicted model, not a curated record. Gene Ontology annotation, cellular component: post-mRNA release spliceosomal complex; U2-type catalytic step 2 spliceosome; precatalytic spliceosome. Gene Ontology annotation, biological process: spliceosomal complex assembly; mRNA splicing, via spliceosome. Bases 44 to 2164 code for a protein of 706 amino acids. Gene Ontology annotation, molecular function: protein binding.
UAGGUCUUAAAAGUUUAAAUCCACACUAGCACCUAUUAUCAAAAUGGAAAAACCUCAAAAAAUGCCCAAAGUGGCCAAGGUGAAAAACAAAGCACCAGCCGAGGUGCAAAUCACCGCCGAGCAGCUGCUCCGUGAGGCGAAAGAGCGCGAUUUGGAGAUUUUGCCACCACCGCCAAAGCAGAAAAUCUCCGAUGCCGCCGAACUGGCCGACUAUCAGCAGCGAAAGCGCAAAACGUUUGAAGAUAAUCUUCGUAAAAACCGGAUGGUCGUAAGCAACUGGAUCAAGUAUGCCCAGUGGGAGGAGUCCCAGAAAGAAAUCCAGCGCGCCCGGUCGAUCUGGGAGCGCGCGAUCGACAAUGAGCACCGCAAUAUCACCAUCUGGCUGAAGUACGCCGAAAUGGAGAUGAAACAUCGACAGGUGAACCAUGCCCGCAACCUGUGGGACCGGGCGGUGACCAUAAUGCCGCGCACAAACCAGUUCUGGUACAAGUACACGUACAUGGAGGAAAUGCUGGAGAACGUGGCUGGUGCGCGGCAGGUGUUCGAACGCUGGAUGGAAUGGCAACCGGAAGAGCAAGCCUGGCAGACGUACGUAAACUUUGAGCUUCGCUACAAGGAAAUUGAUCGCGCCCGGACGAUCUAUGAACGAUUCGUGAUGGUCCACCCGGAGGUGAAGAAUUGGAUCAAAUAUGCCCGGUUCGAGGAAGCGCAUGGGUUCGUCAACGGAGCGCGCACGGUUUAUGAGCGUGCGAUCGAGUUUUUCGGCGAUGAUCAUGCCGAUGAACGUUUGUUUAUUGCGUUUGCACGGUUCGAAGAGGGCCAGAAGGAGCACGACCGGGUCCGAGUCAUCUACAAGUAUGCUCUGGAUCAUCUCCCAAAGGAUCGUACGACGGAACUGUACAAGGCGUACACAAUUCACGAGAAGAAGUACGGCGAUCGUUCAGGAAUUGAGGACGUGAUUGUGUCGAAACGCAAGUUCCAGUACGAACAAGAGGUAAACGAGAACCCGACAAACUAUGACGCCUGGUUUGACUAUUUGAGACUGGUGGAGAAUGAAAACGAGCCGGAACUGAUCCGUGAAACGUACGAGCGGGCGAUCGCAAACGUGCCUCCCGCGAAGGAUAAGAACCUCUGGCGUCGCUAUAUCUAUCUCUGGAUCAACUACGCCCUGUACGAGGAGCUGGAGACGGAGGACUUGGAAAGAACGCGACAAAUCUAUUGCACCUGUCUCGAGUUGAUUCCGCACAAAGUCUUCACGUUCAGCAAGAUUUGGCUUCUGUACGCGCAGUUCGAAAUUCGCUGCAAGAAUUUACAGACCGCACGCAAAACCCUCGGCAUGGCAAUCGGCCGCUGUCCAAGGGAUAAGUUGUUCCGCGGAUACAUCGACCUGGAGAUUCAGCUCCGUGAGUUUGACCGGUGUCGAAUUUUGUACGAAAAGUUUCUCGAGUUUGGGCCGGAAAACUGCACGACGUGGAUGAAGUUCGCCGAGCUGGAGUCACUGCUGGGAGACACGGACCGAGCCAGGGCAAUCUACGAGUUGGCGAUACAACAGCCUCGCCUUGACAUGCCCGAGUUGCUGUGGAAAAGUUACAUCGAUUUUGAGGUGCAGCAGGGCGAGUUCCAGCUAGUUCGGCAGUUGUACGAGCGGCUUCUGGAGCGUACGGUACACGUGAAGGUUUGGAUUUCGUACGCAAAGUUCGAAAUAAGCGCCGAAAACGAGGAAGAAGGACUAAACGUGCCCCUUGCCAGACGCGUCUACGAGCGUGCGAACGAAUGUCUCAAGGGACUGGGGGAAAAAGAGUCUCGCGUGCUGGUGCUAGAAGCGUGGCGCGAUUUCGAGCGAGAUUACGGUGAUGAAAGCAGCCUGCAAAAGGUGCAUGAGCGAAUGCCGCGCAAGGUAAAGAAACGACAAAAGAUCGUCUCGGAAGCGGGCGUAGAGGAAGGAUGGGAGGAGGUGUUCGAUUUCAUCUUCCCCGAGGAUGAAAUGGCCCGACCGAACCUGAAGCUGCUUGCGGCGGCAAAGAACUGGAAGCGUAAACUAGAGACGGAACCUGCGACCAGCGUCCCGGAGAACAACGAGAAUCCGGAAGAAAAUUCCAACGAACAACAGGGGGAUUAUGAUGACGAACAGAACAGUUCGGCGAACGAUAACGACGAACAGUAGAAAAUAGCAUUUAUAACAUCUAAUAAAAACAUUAAAGCCUCCCCGGUG